Molecule: messenger RNA, 372 nt
Organism: Sphaeramia orbicularis (orbiculate cardinalfish)
Lineage: Eukaryota; Metazoa; Chordata; Actinopteri; Kurtiformes; Apogonidae
Gene: necab1
Product: N-terminal EF-hand calcium binding protein 1
Exons: 6
Coding region: 1-372 (123 amino acids)
Biological process (GO): regulation of amyloid precursor protein biosynthetic process
Cellular component (GO): cytoplasm
Molecular function (GO): calcium ion binding
Source: RefSeq, a predicted model, not a curated record
AUGGAUUACCGUCCAGAGGUGCAGCCUGUGGUGGAGGAGCCCAGCCCUCAGAUGGAGCUGAAGAAGGGGAUGUCCAUUUUUAUUGACAUUUUACGGAGAGCGGAUAAAAACGAUGACGGGAAGCUGUCCUUCGAUGAGUUCAAAGCCUACUUCUCUGAUGGCGUUCUGACAGCAGAGGAACUUCAGGAGCUUUUCCACACCAUUGACACUCACAACACAGACAACGUGGACACAGAUGAACUCUGUGAGUACUUUUCCACGCAUCUUGGCGAAUAUGAGAAAGUUCUUGCUGCCUUAGAAGACCUGAAUAUAUCCAUACUGAAGGCCAUGGACAAAACAAAGAAGUAUGAGGAGGUGGCGUCGCUGUUGUAA